Penicillium canescens is the source of this 288-nucleotide messenger RNA. RefSeq names its product ATP synthase subunit e. NCBI's taxonomy places the organism in Eukaryota, Fungi, Ascomycota, Eurotiomycetes, Eurotiales, Aspergillaceae. The coding region runs from base 1 to 288 and encodes 95 amino acids. The record is from RefSeq and is a predicted model, not a curated record. Gene Ontology annotation, biological process: proton motive force-driven ATP synthesis. Gene Ontology annotation, molecular function: proton transmembrane transporter activity. The transcript has 3 exons.
AUGGCUAGCACUCAGGGUGUCAAUGUCCUCCGUUACUCGGCUCUCGUUGCCGGUCUCGUCUACGGUGUCUACCACCAGUCCUCUCUCAACUCGAUCACCAAGCGCAAAGAGAUUGAGCACGAGUACGCCCGCAAGGAGCGCCUGAUCGAGCAGGCCAAGGCCGAGUACAAGAAGAAGACCCAGCCCCAGGAGACCAAGACACAGUCCAGCGGACUCAUCACGAAUUUCGAGGACCCCAAGUUCGACCUGGAGGCAUUCUUGCAGGCCAAGGCUGCGGAGUCGCAGUAA